This is a messenger RNA of Linepithema humile (Argentine ant), 2339 nucleotides long. NCBI's taxonomy places the organism in Eukaryota, Metazoa, Arthropoda, Insecta, Hymenoptera, Formicidae. The record is from RefSeq and is a predicted model, not a curated record.
UACCAUAAUUAUAAUACUGCCUGCAACAAUUUCUGCAAUUUUUUCUUCUCGUUGUAAAUUUCUUUCUUUCGAUGCAUUUACUCAAGCUAAUGACAGUCAAUGAUAAUUAAGCAUGUAUUUUAUAUAGUUUCUGCUGCGAAUAUGCCAUGCUAUAUUACAGAAGUCCAUUUACUUGUCAAUCUAUUGUCAAUCUGCUAGUCAUGUGCUAAAUAUAUAAUAUAGAAGUAUUGGUAGAUCCUAAUAUCGUUACAUAGCAACCAAAUAGAUGGAAAUCAACAAAGACCUGGUUAUUUAUUGAUGUGUAAGUCGCGCUUUAAUUAUUACACGAACAUCGUUCUAAUUACCAAGGAAUAAUCUGUCGUGACACGCAGUAGAUUUCCUGCAAAAUCUUUUAAACGCAAUGUAUCGUGAUCUACUGAAUUCUUCAAUUGGGUGGAACGAAGACGACGAGAAGAAUGGCAAAGAAAGUGGCACCCGCGGCAUUGCAGACGGAAGUUAUUAAUGAUGAAGAAUGGGCAAAGAUACUAAAGCGGAAGGGUUUAGUAGUGGUGGAUGUGUAUUCGGAUUGGAGUGGUCCUUGUACAGGUAUGGUGAGCAUUUUGAAGAAGAUAAAGAUGGAGAUUGGGGGCGACGCAUUGAGUUACGCCACGGCGAGUUGCGAUCGCGUCACCGAUUUAAAAAGAUUUCAAGGCAAGAGUGAACCCACGUGGAUGUUUAUUCAUGAAGGGCGAAUGAUAAAUUUGAUGUUUGGUGCUCAUUGUCCGCAAUUUAUGAAAACGCUUGUGACUGAGCUUGAAAGAGUUCAAAAUGGCGGCGAACACGAAUUUUCAUUAGACGUUUUCGAGAUGAGUCCAGAAGAAGUAACACGAUUGGAAAUUCAGGAGGAGGCAAGAAAAGCCAAAGAAAUAGCGAGGAAAUCUCGAAAAGAGGCUGAAGCUAAGGCGAGAUACGAAGCGGAGAUGCUACAUCUAACGACAUCGUUAUGUAAUGAAACUUGUUUGCUGCUAUUUCCCUGGAUAUUCAAGGAUGAAGAGGGAAAAAGAAGAGACAAGAGAACGAGUCCACCAUAUGUGGAAUUGAUCGAAGAAUUAUUACCGGAAAAUUACACAGUGGAACAAGAAAUACGCAAAAGAAUGAAUGAUGAUCUGCUUCAUCAGAUACUCGAUGAAUCGACAUAUAGCUUCUCAGAGAACGCCAAACAAUUGCUCCUUGAUGGCAAAUGUAUGUUCAUGCGAUUAAAGAUUGUCGAGGGAAGAAAGGAUGUCGAUGUUCAUAGUCAUCUGUGCACUAUCGUGUUCAAUCAAUCGACGUUGCCAGAAUCAGAAGAAGAUCUGAAUGAAGAUUGUUUCGCCGUAAAACAUUGUCCAGCUUUUGAAGUUCCUGAUAAGGAAAUUAAAAAGUUUCCUUUUGUUUGGACACCUCUAAAUCCCAGAAACAAAGCAAUUGUUUUUCGUUCGAUAUUUAGUGUUUACACUAAUACGACGUAUCCGUACGAAGAUAAGAUGACAAAAGUGCCGAUAACCGUCUUUAAAUAUGACUAUACACGUAAAAAUGAUUUAAAAAUGGUAUUAGACAUGUUUAACGAUGAUGUUAUGGAUUUUGGUAUAUUCGAAUAUGAUAAACCACCUGAAGCUAAGAUGAUCGCCAAAAAUAUAGAUGUAUUCGAGAUGAACGCUGAAGAGAAGACAGGUUACGAAAUAUUUGUCUGCACAGUAAAGAAAGUAGGAUGUGAAGCGUUUUUGGGUUUUGCUGGAAUUGGACCUUAUCAUGUAAGUGAAAAUCCGGAAAAGGCUAUAGAGGAGUCAAAGUUAUAUUUUCCGGAUGUUACUGCUAUGGAAGACACACAGUCGGAUGACGAGGAAAAACCUGAGGAAUUAAUGGAAGAAAAUCAGGAUACAGCAGCAACAUAAUUGCUUUGAUCAUACAGCAUAUAAAAAAGGUAAAAUGUAAACAGUAAAUUAUAGCUUGAUAGAGUAGAUAGCUGAAUUCAAAAUUCAAAAUUACCUUAAUAAUAAUUAUAUAUACAUUUUAUCUUUUCAUAUAUACAUAUCGUUUUACUGUACAUAUUCAGAGUAUUUUAUUCUAUUCGCAUAUGCAACUAUAUGUAAUAUAUUUAUUAAUUUGCCGAAAUUCGAGUAUAAUUCGGCGACAAAGUUGCGUACAAAAUAGAAAAAAAUUCUGAAUAUCUACAGUAACACGAGAAAAAAAAGAGAAUUCAUAUUUCAUAUAAAACAAAUGUUUAUUUCCCACCAUGAUCAUCCCUUGUAUGAAAAGAGUGUGUGGUACUGUGAAUAAAAAUAUCUUAAGGUAAAUUAUAUUUAUCUUAUUUCUUAUAACCU